Messenger RNA from Sus scrofa (pig), 1743 nucleotides. RefSeq names its product WAP four-disulfide core domain 8 (gene WFDC8). Gene Ontology annotation, molecular function: serine-type endopeptidase inhibitor activity. Gene Ontology annotation, cellular component: extracellular region. Lineage: Eukaryota; Metazoa; Chordata; Mammalia; Artiodactyla; Suidae. The record is from RefSeq and is a predicted model, not a curated record.
CUUCAAAACAGAAAUGGUAUCUGGGUUUGGAGCGGAGCCAGGUUAAUUAGAAGAUUUUUUUUCCCCCUGGAUCACUGCUCAGAUUUCAGCUUUGUGCUGUGUCUCUGAGAUGACUCUCUUGCAAGUUACUCAUUACUGUUUUUAACCAGAUGGGGCGGGAGUGGGUGUGCUUGGGGUCCAUUCUCAGUCUUGGGCAGAGGCGGUGUCCUGGGGCCUCACAGAAGUGGUCUUAGUGAUCCUGCCCACCCCCUCCCCCGCCAGGGGUUUCUGAACCUGGCCAGUAUUUCUGCCCCUCCUCAAGCUGCUAGAUUUCCCUUGUGCCCUUAGGGCAACAGUGCUGCUUCUCUCUCCUAAGACUGAAGCUUUCUCUCAGGAGGAAAGAAAGGAAAGCUUCCAGGUGGAAUUUCUUGCCCCUUCCACGGUGGUGGCUGCCUUCUCUCCCUUUCCCAGUGCUGCCCCACCAAAGAGAUGUUAUCAGAACUCUGAAAAAUCUUGGAGGUCCCGCUGCGGCGCAAUGGGAUGAACAGCAUCUUGGGAGCGCUGGGACGCAGGUUCGAUCUCCCGCCGGGCACAGGGGAUUAAGGAACUAGCAUUGCUGCAACUGCGGCUUAGGUCGCCACAGCGGCUUGGAUCUGAUCCCAGGCUCAGAAACUCCAUAUGCCAUGGGGUGGCCACCCUCCCCCAAACAAACAAACAAACAACAACAACAAAGAAAACUCUGAAAAUCUUUUCCGAGGACCCAGUGGUCUUCCUGGAGAAAAGUCUAUAAGAGGAUGUGGACUCCACGGACUUGGUUCUGUUGUGCCAGUGCCACUCAGCCUCCAGCCAUUUGCCAGCCCGGUACUGGUGCCCGGCUGCCUGCCCCCCAGGUGAUCAAUGCUCGUUACGGAUCUCUCCCUGCAGGUGCCUGUCUUUCUCUAGAUUCUGGACGAGUUGGUUGCCCUGUGAUCUCAGCGCGCCGGCACCCUCCUCCACGCAGCUCCACCUGCUCCUGGAGGAAUGGCGCCCUCCUGCUGCUUCUCUUCCUCUCUUUGGAGCAGACAUCUGCAUCGCUAUACCGCAGAGUCAAAGAGAAACCAGGAAAGUGCCCCCAAGAAAGGCUCACCUGUGAUGCUAGAGUCCCAGACUUGUGCCAAACAGAUUACAAUUGCAAGAAGCACAUGAAGUGCUGCGCCUUCGCCUGUGGGAAGAAGUGCAUGGAUCCAUAUGCAGAACCCUGCAUGCUACCCGUAAACCGUGGAAAGUGUAAGAAUAAAACCACGCACUGGUAUUUUCAUAGUAAACAUCGUAUAUGCAAAACCUUUAUCUAUCAAGGCUGCCUUGGGAAUGCCAACAACUUCUCCAAGAAGGAGGACUGCAUGAAGGCUUGCUCAUCCACGGUCAAGGCUGGACAGUGCCCACUCUUCCCUUUCAAGGACCGUAUGAGGUGUUCAACUUCAUGUAGGGGUGACUUCGAUUGCCCCCUAAAAGAAAAAUGCUGUGAAUCCAUGUGUGGCUUUGAUUGUGCCAUGGCCUGGACAGUCAAAGCAGGUUUCUGCCCAAACAAGCCACCGACAUGUUCCAGGAUUGAAAAACCCAUGUGCCUGCAGGAUGCUGACUGCCCAUCGACAGCGAAGUGCUGUUCGCGCUGUGGACUGAAGUGCCUGGAUUCCCUGAAAUGAAGAGUAAGUUUAAAGUGUUAUCAUCAAAGUACUUAAUUAUGAGUAGUACAAUAAAAAGCUAUCCAUAUCGUCCUGCAUCCAA